Periophthalmus magnuspinnatus is the source of this 1350-nucleotide messenger RNA. RefSeq names its product zinc finger protein 239-like. Bases 139 to 1296 code for a protein of 385 amino acids. The transcript has 4 exons. The record is from RefSeq and is a predicted model, not a curated record. Lineage: Eukaryota; Metazoa; Chordata; Actinopteri; Gobiiformes; Gobiidae. Gene Ontology annotation, cellular component: nucleus.
GUCGCGGGUUAAAAAUACAGAGGCUCAUAUUGCAUGAAUUUGCUUUUGCAGAAAUUGUGAUCAUUGCUGCUGCUAAAUCAGAGCUUUUACCAGCGCUCUAGUUUGGUUAAAGUGUUUUUUUUUAGCCCAUUACACAUCAUGUCGGCGGUUUUCUCCUUUCAGAAUCAGCUUUCUUCGAUCAUGGACGCGUUAUCCAAAACUGCUGUGCUGGAGAUAAGCAAACUGGUGGAGAUCGAGUCCAAGAUGCUUAAAAUAGAAAUAAACCGGGGACGGAAUGAAAUCGCCUCACUCACAGAGAAAUUGCAGCUGAUGGAGAAACUACUUUAUAUGGCGCAGAGUAAUAGACAGGAGUCCUCGGCAGUAAUGGUAAGAGGCGCGUCGGACAGGGGACUGGUGGUGCAGCCUGACAGGACAAAACCUGCUAUAAACAGUUCACCAAAUCCUGAGGAGAGUCCAAGAGAGACCAUCACCUCCUCCACCGAAGACACCAACCUGCAGCAAAAGACAGAGCAUUCUCAGUCUACUCAAAACCCAGUGACGGAACAGCCUGAACUAAUUGUCAUCAAGGAGGAGCCAUCAGAUGUAGAGUGUGGAAUCUCUGAUGAGAGAAGCACAGGAAAGCCUGUGGUUGUGGAUAUACAGGUGAGCUCAGAUGUAGCUCAGUGCCCCCGACCUGUCAGACUUGCUGCAAAUCGCCAGUCUCCCCUCUUUACUGAGAACAUUAUUAAAGUAAACAAUCAGACACCUCAAGUUGGAAGUGAAAGUGUGUGGAAUUUACAGCUCUCUUCUGCCUGCACCAACCUGGAAAAUGAAAAAUCUCGAAAUGCAGUUCCUCCCAGCAAUAUCCCAGGUAGGAAUGUAAAGGUUCAUAACCUGAGAAACUCCUCGACCAAAAGGUUCAGCUGUUUGCAGUGUGGCAAGAACUUCAGAUGUUUCAGUCAGCUUGAAAUCCACCAGAGGAGCCACACGGGAGAGAAACCAUUUAGGUGCACACUGUGUGGUAAAAAGUAUGCACAAAAAGGCCACUUGUACACACACCAACGCACGCACACAGGAGAGAAGCCGUACGGGUGUCCCAUCUGUGGCAAAGGGUUCAUCCAGAAGUGCACUCUGGACAUGCACCAGCGCACACACACAGGAGAGAAGCCAUUUGUGUGUAUCAAAUGUGGAAAAGGAUUUACCAAAAACUGUAAUCUGAAGAAACACCUCGCAGUUCAUUUAGACACUUCUUUGCACAUUUAUGGAAAUGAUUCAGCAACAACUUUCAGUGGCUCAUUUAUCAAUAGGACAACUUAGGACUUUUUUUUUGUUUGUAAAUACAUGUAAAUAAUAAAAGUUGUGUGAACAUUU